GUGUUUUUUCGCGUUCUAUCGUGAGUUACACUGUUCCUUUUUAAUUUUCUGUAAGUUUUUGCAUGGUUUUGUAAGAUUUUUUCAUCAAAUAAAAUCGGUUUCCCUAUAUUUUUUUAUGUAGUAUGAUAACAAGUGAAAUUUGUGAAAGUUGUAUAGACGGAUUGUUAGUUUUGUACAAAACUUGUGUAGAAUUUAUAUUGUGGAAUACGAGUUAUAGUUAAAUAAAUGUUCGAUAAAAUUUUGGUUUCAAAGGCUGCUCUAUCAGUCUCUACUUCUCCAGCGUAAACAGAGCUGCUCUUAUUUCACUGCUUGCAGCCACAACAGAUCCACAAAAAUGGAUCAAUUGAAAUGGGAAGAGAAGUACAGCUUGAUUACUAAAGAUUUGGCUGAAUGGUUAGGAGACGAGAAGCUUAAAGCAAUUUUGAAAGAGAGGGAUUUGAAAAUUUACUGGGGUACAGCCACCACUGGCAAGCCUCAUAUUGGCUACUUUGUACCAAUGAUAAAAAUUGCUGAUUUCUUGAGAGCUGGAGCCGAGGUUACCAUACUUUUUGCUGAUCUUCAUGCUUAUCUUGACAACAUGAAGGCUCCCUGGGAACUACUGGAACUGAGAACCCAGUACUACGAGGCUAUCAUUAAAUCCAUGCUAAAAUCCAUUGAUGUUCCAUUGGAUAAAUUGAAAUUUGUUAAAGGAACAGAUUAUCAGUUGUCCAAAGAAUAUACUUUAGAUGUAUACAGGCUGAGUUCUAUUGUGACUGAACAUGAUGCAAAAAAAGCUGGCGCAGAAGUAGUUAAGCAAAUAGCCAAUCCAUUACUAUCUGGAUUAAUGUAUCCUGGUCUGCAGGCCUUGGAUGAAGAAUAUUUAAAAGUUGAUGCCCAAUUCGGAGGUGUAGACCAGAGAAAAAUUUUUACUUUUUCUGAAAAGUAUUUACCUUCAAUGGGAUAUGAAAAACGUAUUCAUCUAAUGAACCCAAUGAUACCAGGAUUAGCUGGAGCCAAGAUGUCUUCAUCAGAGGAAGACUCAAAGAUUGAUCUGUUAGACAAUGCAGCAUCAGUUAAAAAAAAAUUGAAGAAAGCUUUUUGCGAGCCAGGAAAUAUUACAGACAAUGGGCUUCUUUCAUUUUCAAAGUCUGUUCUUUUCCCACUUUUAAAAGAUGAUGAAAAGUAUCUUGUACCCAGAUCUGCUGAAUUUGGAGGUGACAUUACCUUUGGCAACUAUGAAGACCUUGAAAGUUCUUUUGCCAAACAAGAGAUUCAUCCAGGUGACUUAAAAGGUGCAGUAGAAGUAUAUAUAAAUAGAGUGUUGGAUCCUAUUAGAAAAGAAUUUGCAAAUGAUGGAAAACUCAAGUCUCUUACCUCAAAAGCCUAUCCACCUCCUCAAAAACAAAAGCCGCAACCAGUAGCUGAUGAAGUUGUUCCUUCAAGAUUGGAUAUUAGGGUUGGAAAAAUUGUUGAAGUGGAAAGACAUCCAGAUGCAGACAGUUUAUACGUAGAGAAAAUAGACUUGGGAGAAGAGUCUGGGCCUAGAACCAUUGUUAGUGGUCUUGUUAACUAUGUUCCAAUUGAAGAAAUGAAGGACAGGAUGGUAGUUGUUCUAGCUAAUUUGAAACCAGCUAAUCUUAGAGGAGUUGCAUCACAUGGGAUGGUUCUCUGUGCAUCAGUGGAUGAGCCUGUAAGAGCAGUUGAACCUUUGAGGCCCCCAGUUAACAGUAAAGCUGGGGACAAAGUUAUUGUUGAGGGAUAUGAAAGUGGAACUCCCGAUGAGGUUUUGAAUCCAAAAAAGAAAGUUUGGGAAAAACUACAGGUGGACCUUGUAGUCAAUGGAAGUGGGAUUGCCUGCUGGAGUGGAAAUCCUCUUCUUACACCCAGCAAUGAAAAUCUUAUAGCAGACAAACUAAGGAAUGUUUCAAUCAAAUAACGCACUUCACACUUGAUAACAUAUCAUACGACACUGUUCAAAUAACUAACCCGCUUGAAUUAUUCUUUUUGAUAAUUAGCAUUUAAUAAAACUUUUUCACAUAUUUACAGUUGAUUCU
Molecule: messenger RNA, 2033 nt
Organism: Copidosoma floridanum
Lineage: Eukaryota; Metazoa; Arthropoda; Insecta; Hymenoptera; Encyrtidae
Gene: TyrRS
Product: Tyrosyl-tRNA synthetase
Biological process (GO): tyrosyl-tRNA aminoacylation
Molecular function (GO): ATP binding; tRNA binding; tyrosine-tRNA ligase activity
Source: RefSeq, a predicted model, not a curated record